This is a messenger RNA of Brienomyrus brachyistius, 3068 nucleotides long. It is a transcript of the gene tmem121b, whose product is annotated as transmembrane protein 121B. Lineage: Eukaryota; Metazoa; Chordata; Actinopteri; Osteoglossiformes; Mormyridae. The transcript is spliced from 2 exons. The coding region runs from base 223 to 1524 and encodes 433 amino acids. The record is from RefSeq and is a predicted model, not a curated record.
UCAGAUCCACGUGUUAUAAUGUAUAUUCGGCACAACGCGCAUACAGGUUGAAACGGAUUUUCAUUCACAUUUUGCUGCCCACGUUAGUAUUUUCUAAUAUCUACAUUAUUCUAACGAAAUCGAUGAACCACCGUCCGCUUAAAUUAGGUAGGUAAUAUGAAUAAAAUGUUCAAAUUGAUCGAUGCGAAGUAACGAUAGUAAAAUAGACGCUGCUCCAUUCCAAUGAAUAUGAAAAUUCCACACCGGGGUUUUACCCAUCCUUUCCUCUUCACUUUAAAAGAUCCGUCUGUAUUAGGAAAAAUCGAGCAAGGAGGAGAGAGCACAUAUACAAUGACUGCAGCCUUUGCCCAAGAAGACUCCGAGGCUGACUAUUCCCAGCUGGAAGCGGUGAGCGGUUUGGAGUCGCCCGUCUCCUCUUCCUCGCGAAACGAAAAUCUGCUCGUUAAAAAUACCUCAUCCGGGAGACAGACACAGACCUCCACCGGCAGCCUGAACCUAGAGGAAAGCAUCACCAAGCCCCUGGUCUCCUCUGCAGCCGCCACCGCUGCAUACAUCAUGACAUCUGGAGAAUUCAUGCAGAGCGCUCCCCUGUUCGUGCGGAGAUCCAGGCGCAACCUCCUCUAUAAGAUCCUCUGCUUUCUCGUCCUCAUUUUCCAGGGCGGUAUUCUGGAUUUCUACCUGAUCGUGUUCACCGAUCUCUACUGGUCCUCAUGGGUAGCCACCGACUUGGUUGUGAUAACAGGGUGGGGGAUUUUCUUCAUAAAGAACGCCAGGAGCAAACGCGAGCGGGCUUGUGGAUUCCACCAGAAGACCUCCAUCUUCGGAUGCAACCUCGGGGAAUUCACCUUCGCCUAUUUAGCAUGGCUUAUCUAUGUUAUCGCAUGCACUCCGAAAGUGGUGCUCAUACUGGAGACGUCCAUUCUGGAUCUGAUUCAGCUAAAAGUGCUGCUCGGGAUCACAGGCUUUAAAAUAAUAAUGAUGCUAUCCGUACCAUUACUCUACUGCCUGAUAAAUUCAAUCAUCGAGGACGUGAAUGGGGCGAGUCGAUACUAUUCCCAAAGUUGCUUCAUGGUCACCUGCUUGGACCUGCUGGACAGCUUCACGCUGAUAGAAAUGCUACUGAGGAACGAGAUCCCGACCAACUACCUGAAGUACACGGUCAUUUCUGUUUACUUCAUCGCGCUCGGUGUCCCGGUCUUGUGGCUUUACGAGCUGACCUCCUCGCAGAUGAACUGCAGGUGGAUCUGGACCAAGUUCCUCACUGGCCUCCUGGUCAACGUGCCGUUGCUUGUGGUCAGGUGCCUGCUCAUGUAUGUUCAUAGGAUGCCAGUGUCGGUGUUCAUGUUUAAAAACGUGUUCAUCCUAGCUUGUAAGUGCCUGGAGUUGGUGGAGCAAUGCUUUAUGCUGAAGGGAGUCAGGAGAUUGACCGGCGACAAUCCGGCCCAGGUAUCACAUUGUGUCUCGGAGAAUGAUAUGUGUCCUCACGGUUAUGUCAACACGCUGGCGGUCAACACGCAAUCGUAAAAGGUUGGAUCGCAAAACCUACGUUUUCGUUUUGGGGACCAAGUGCUGAUAGUAUGACCGACAGUGUCUGUCUGCAACACAUUCUCAGCAGGUGCUAAAAUCAAACACGACAGUAUAUCAUAAAUCAAGACGUCAUACCCACGAUUGUGACACACAAAGGGGAUUACAAUACGGGAUGUUUUAUGGCUGUGAGAUAAUUGAUGUGUUUGUGCUGUUUAUAAGUAAUUGCAUUGCAUGUCUAAGCUACAGUGUGUUGCACUUUAAUAGGUGAUAUUUUCUUGAGGCAAAGUGCAAUAUAGAAAUACACCCGACAAUGUAAUUUGUGCACUGGUGCACAUUACAAUUUGCUAACGUAAUUUACAAUAUUACGAAUCUAUUUCCCAGAUAGCGCACAUAUGUUAAAAUGACACUGUUCCCAUAUCAGACAACACAAAGAAGCGACGUUGAUCUUCAGUCUUUCACUUUAUAUCAACAUUGAGUCAAGGUUUUGCCACCAUCAGUUUUUCAAUACUGAACAUCUGACCAAAAAUCAAUUCAGUUUCAACGUUGAUAAUUUAACACUGACCAUAACUCAUUUUUUUAACUGUAAUUCAACGUUGAAACAAUAAUACGGUGCUAUCUGGGUAAAAAGUAAGUUAUAAUUACAAAAUUACUUGUUGAGAAUCAAGAGGAAAUUUGGUGCACAACACAUCAAUUAACAUUAUGUAUAGGCCAAAACACCACUGUCAUUUUUCAAUAAUAGUAUACUGUACUACACAUUCAAAAUGCCAAUAAUGACCUUAAUGUUUUAAGAAAUAUACAUUGAUGAAUUUUAUGAGUAUUUUGUGCCUCUCGGGAUUUAAACAGCGUACGCAUUUAAUUUCCAGACUGCAAACUUUUUAAAUACGCCGCACUGAACUCGUGUGUUUUUUAAUGAUUUAAGUAUUGAUUUAAAUUUUCCAUUAAUGGAUUGUUACAAUCAUGAUUAGUCAUCAAAUUUACAUUUGAUAUUUCACGUUCACUUUUGAAUUAAGCCUUUGAAAUCCAUUGGUGGUGCGAUUUCCGUGAGCUGUCAGUCAUUUCCUGAUUUGGACCAAACGUCACCAACAGGAAAUAAGUUAAAACGGAUGGCGAUUGGCAACGUGGCAACAUCGAACCCAUAACCACAUGUGUAUGUCGCGUUAUUUUCCGGAUACCAGUCAAUACUCCUGAACAUAAAAGCAAAAAAUAAAUUAACUGGCAGGGAGAAUCCAAUGCUAUGAAGUUCAUUAUUCGGAGGUCACCCAUGCAUCGAUGAAUUCGUGAUUCACUUUAUUCAUAGAUCUAUGACAGGUAGACAUCGGAUUCUUCUUUCUAAAAUGUCAGAAUUGUGAUUACAGGAUGAAAGGUUCAAGUCAAAGGGAAUAACUCGAGAAAAAAAAUGAACGGUACAUUUAGGAUGAUAAGUGUUUAAGGUCAAAUAAAAUAUGAAAUUUGACCGACAGCAAAAUCCCUCGACGAACAUAUACGAAUCUCUGUUUUUCCAAAUUAACAUGGUCAAAUUUUAUCGUAAAUUAAUGCUCUAU